AUGCAAUUAAAUUCAAUCUGCUUAUUCAUUCAAAUAAUUUUUGUCAAUUGUCUGCCGGAUCGCAACAGUUUCUCAUCAGCAAUCGCGCAUUUUCUUUCAGGAGAUGAGCAGCCAAAAUCUGUAACCGCCUCUGUGAUCAAACAAAGAAUUGAAACUGGACGCGUAGUAUUAUUGAUUUGUUCCAAGGUUUGCGCAAAACACAGAUCAGAAAUUCCGCAAUGGAUCAAAGAAUUUAAUCAACGGUAUAAUUAUGAAAUUCCAGAGCAUAUAUCCUAUUAUUACCAUACAUAUAGACAGCCUGUCUCAUUCAUAAAUGAGAGCGAAAUUGUCGAAUUUCCAAAUUUGAUUUACUUUAUUGAACGAAAAACAUAUGUCUUCAAUGGCCAAGUUUCAUCAAAGCGCGAUGUCAAUGAAUGGCUACAAAAUAUGGACAAUGUUCGAAUUAUGACCAUCAAUACAUAUGAUUCUCUAAACAACAUUCUUUCUGGCACAUCGAAUUGCUCAAAUAAAUAUUUAUUACUCGGAAGUAACAAAGAGAAUUGUCCUCAAGAGAGUUGGCCAAUUGUUGCUCGAAUUGCAUUUAAUUACGGAAUUCAACCAAUACGAUUGGAAAUGCCAUUGGAGCCAUUGUCUCAUGUUCUUCUUUUUAAAAGAUUACCAACUGUUAUUCAAACCUCGUGUCAUAUAACGGUUCUUUUAUAUGAAAAUAACUAUUCUGACUUAAAUGAUGAAAUCCUUCCGAUUGUAGUUGCCGACUGGAUUAAGUAUCUUUUACCAGAGGACGAAGGAAAGUGUCCGGCAUUGCUUGAUCCGUAUUGGUUCCCAAUUGGCGAUGAGCUUACAGAGCUGGAGCAGAUUUACUUCACUGCAGAACUAGAAAUCACUGAGAGAAACAAGAGGCCAGCAUUUGUGUUGGUCGGACUCGCCGGAGGAUUGGCUGUAAUUGUUCUGGCUUAUAGCAUUUUCUGGGGUUUGAAUGGCUCUGCUUUCGCAAAAUAA
Molecule: messenger RNA, 999 nt
Organism: Caenorhabditis bovis
Lineage: Eukaryota; Metazoa; Nematoda; Chromadorea; Rhabditida; Rhabditidae
Source: the annotation of a GenBank genome assembly